CUCUUCUGUACCUUUGACUUUUUUUAUGUGAAUGAACUGAUGGCGUACACAUACGGUAGGAGACAAAACACAAAAGAGAAGUUUUUCAACCUGCACAGGAGUCUGAUGAAAGGUGAAGACAUUGGGGACUAUAAAUACUCUGCUUGAUUUAGCCACGCACUUUGAGGGCAGGAAGCUCUUGGCUCACGUCUAUGCUCUCUGUGUGAGCGUGACAGCAUUUGUGUGUUUCGGCAGCACUUCCUCCUUUUAUGGCAAGCAGGCGUUCACACAUACGAACGAACAGACGAUUCGACUCAGAAGAAAAGACUUCCUCGUAGGGCAGACAUAUACUAUCGUUGAGACUGUUGAGAUAUCUCCGGUGCCUGCUCCUUACUUGAGGGAUUAUCCGAAAUUAAGUGUUCCUUAUGGGAACUGUUUUAAACAUAGCAGAAAUGAAAGACCUUUGUUACUGACUCAUGUACAUCAUGAAUGAACAGUAAACCACCAUGGACAAUACAUUUGGUGGCAUUUCCUCAGUUAUGGAGUCUAGUCUGUAUCACAAUGUCCAUUCAAUCCUCAGGGAACUUGACUGUCAACCUCAGGCCGGAUCAGCUUGCAAUAAAGGUAUGCUGAGAUGGACGCUUCAUAACAGAAUAGAGAAAUGUCCAUCUGUUAGUGUACCUCUGGUGAAAGUUUUGAUCAAAGAGCUGGAGAAGGCGGAGAGAAUCGACUCCAAGAUUCGCAUCAUUCCUUUACUUCACACGCUCCUUUACACCAUCCUACAGUCUGCUUUUAUUCCAGAAGACAUCUAUCAGAGGAUUUACGUUUGCCUGAAAAGUUUAGUUACAUUACCGUUGCCCUACUGUGCAAUAGCUCUCAACUACGCAAGACAGAUAAAAAUGGAACAGACCACGCCAGGAAUGCUGUAUCAGAGAAGAGUAAUUGCUGAACACAACCUACGUAAUGACUUUUAUCAACUACAUGAAAAGGUGUUUGUAUUUAUGGACCCCGCUGUGUUUCCUUCGUCUCUGGUGAGCGCGCUCAAGGCUGAUGUGGAGGGUUUGGACCCCGGUGGGGAUGCAUUGAUUUACAAACGCCGGGUUAUGCUGCACACACUGCUUGCUGUAAUAGGAAAACAGUGCCACGUUGAGAAGCUCGCACAAGCUUUGGAGAAUUUGGGUGAAGACCUGGAUCUGCACUUCCAGGAGGUCGUUGCCAUCGUAGAGCAGAGAGUUGAAGAUGGGACUGCAGAAGAUGAUCAGUACAAAACAAGAUUACAAGAAAUCUACCAGGAUAUUCUGACAGUGGCAAAAGAUCACUUGCAUCCAGCGUCAAACACAGAAACUCAUCUGCCCAGUCCUGAAGUCAGCUUCCAUAUCUGGACCAAAGAGGAUGACAUAUGGAAUGAGUUGGUAAAUUUCGCACUGAUGGUUCCCAUGGACCGAAACUCUGCCUGUCUGGACGAGGACGACGUGAGGCGUAAUUCGGUCGUGUCGACAGUUUCCACGGACAGUGGGAUUGAAGGAGAUAUGCCCAGCAGUGAGUUUUCCUCUUUAAUGCUGGAUUCUCAGGGAGGAGCAGAAGAUCAAAUCAGCUCUCAAUCCUUUUGUCGGAGGCCUUGCGUGAGGUGGCCUAAAUCCGGCACCAGAUUGACUCUUAUGAUGGAGGCCAUUAAGGGAAGUGGAGGGUACGGCCUCACUAAAGAGGAAAGAAACCUCACGGCUCGUAUCGUCAUAAUGGGUGAUGAUAGAACGCUGGGGCGGCUUGCUAAAACCUUGCACACUAUACGGAAAAGGGAAGCACGGCAUCUUCUAUUGACAAAGAGAGUAAACCAGGAAAUAUAUUACAUUCCAGUUACUAACCAAUCUUCCUCUCAUGCCCAGGAGGGUCUUUCAGGUCCUGAGGAUAUGUUGACACUAGCGGGGUACUUGGGAAGUGUAGAUCCCUGGUACGACUGUAACCUCAAUGGUUUGGGGGCUAUGAUUCUCAAACUCGCUCAAAUGUCAAGUCACUCUUCAGACUCCAACCCCUUCCUGUUAGAUAUCAUCUCCUAUUACACACGAGUGAGUCAGCAGCCAGUGCACCUGCCAGUCUACUCUGUCAAGAUUUGUUUCGCAGACUUCACCUCCGCCUCAGUGGAAGAGGUUUUUGUAUCUCAGCUGCUUAUAGACUUUCCAGAAAUCAAACGAUUCAGAGCCACGCUCAAAGACACAAUUAAAGGUUCAGUGCGGUACAAAAGGAAUAGCCCACAAGAGCUUUAUGGUGCAGUAGUUUCAUUAAAUUAUAGAAAGGCUUCAAUAAGUGACAGAGAACAGGAGAAUGGAGUAACUUUAACCACAUGUGGGAUGUUGGUUACUGUCGUGCCUUCAUGUAGAGCCAAAAGUCUUCAUAGUGUCAACAUAAGCUUUCAAGAUAUAAACCCCACAAGGACCAUCACAGCUCCGCUAAGAGCUGUCAGCGCCAACAUCCGAGUUUUGGAGAACAGGUCGUUCUCUCUAUGUUUGGAUAAAGAUUCUCGUAGAACCUUCAAAGAUGUCCAGAGUAUUGAGAUUUUUCCAUGUUUGGACCCAGGAUACUGUCUUCAAUCGAGUGCUAAGUCCAAAUACACUUUCGCAGAGGGAGGUGAACCAUUCAUCAAAUAUGUGAAUAAAACCCUCACUCUGCCAAUCAACACCUUCUGUGGCACAGACCAAUGAUGGCACGGCAAACCUCCAUGACAUUCAAACAGAGACACAAUGAAGCCUGAUACCUCUUGGAGGCCUUUUAUUGUUUUUGUGUACUAUUUUGAACUGUUCUUCGUAGACGAAAAUAAUACUAAAAAAGGCCAGUUUUCUAUUAACAUGUAUUGUUAUGUGUUCAUGUGUUUAGUUUUGUAAAAAAAAUAGCAAUUACUGAGAGCUGUAAAAUGUUAGAUCUUUCAGAAACAUUGUGUUUAAUAUCUUGUUUACACUACUUUCAUUACUUUUUGACAAAACAUAUUUUUGAAAUUGUAUGGUUUAUGAAAAAUAUAAUAUAACACUUUUAACAAAGAGUUUUAUUUUGACACUUACAAUUAAUUAAAGUGAUCAUUUUGAAAACGAA
Paramisgurnus dabryanus is the source of this 3060-nucleotide messenger RNA. It is a transcript of the gene pik3r6b, whose product is annotated as phosphoinositide-3-kinase, regulatory subunit 6b. Gene Ontology annotation, molecular function: 1-phosphatidylinositol-3-kinase regulator activity. Gene Ontology annotation, cellular component: phosphatidylinositol 3-kinase complex, class IB. Gene Ontology annotation, biological process: G protein-coupled receptor signaling pathway; positive regulation of MAP kinase activity. The record is from RefSeq and is a predicted model, not a curated record. Lineage: Eukaryota; Metazoa; Chordata; Actinopteri; Cypriniformes; Cobitidae.